This is a messenger RNA of Diabrotica balteata, 270 nucleotides long. NCBI's taxonomy places the organism in Eukaryota, Metazoa, Arthropoda, Insecta, Coleoptera, Chrysomelidae. The record is from the annotation of a GenBank genome assembly.
AUGGGGGAAAUUUUAAGUACCCAAUUAAAUGGUGUAUCUGGGCCCAAAAAAAGUAGCCAAAAAUGGCAAAGAGUAUGGAUUGACUUGAAAAAUAAAGUGAAAAAGAAGGCUAGUGUCAUAAGAAACAGCAGGACGCAGACAGGAGGAGGUCCUCCUUUAAAAGGAAUCUUAACUGACCUAGAGGAAAGGAUUAUAAGGAUAAUUGGGGACACUGCCAUAUAUAGAUUAAGCAGUUCAAGGGAUGAUCCUUUGGACAGCGAGAAUGAAUGA